AGGCAACAUCGUACCUCUUGCUGCCUUCACUGUCCUCCUCUUGUCGCAUAUUGAUCUAGCUAACUGAUUGUUAGCUUUUGUGUCAGUAUGAUGUCUGCGAUGUGUCACUGUCCGUCCGUUGUUUCUGGCUGAAGGUAUUUGGCAUUCGGUGGCUUUAAUGUUCCGCGCAGCUAAUUUGAAAACCAUCGGCAAAGCGGGAACUAGCUGGCACUUUCGCCGGACCAUGGAUGAACUGGUCCAUGAUCUGGUGUCAGCACUGGAGGAGAGCUCAGAGCAAGCUGCCCGUGGUGGCUUCGGCGACGGAGGAGACCACGCACUGGCGGUGGGCUGCCUGCUGAAGAGGCAGGCUCGCAAACGGAGGGGCAGAAAGCGACGCUCUGACAACCCGCAUCCGCCAUGGGAGACCGGCCACCUUAGUGAGGGUUCAGAGUCCAGUGUGGAGGAGCACAAGGACUACCGCGCCAGUGCAGGAGGUGUCUCUGCUACCAACAGCCAUGCCCGCGACAACAGCGACUCAGACGAACAGCUCGGCCCUAAAAGACGCCCCCCCCACGCAGCUGACCUGGGACGGAGCAAGCGGCCGCUUUGGCCCGAUGACCUGGCAGUCCUGGGUUCAGCCGAGGGAACCCGGAGCCUCAGACGGCGGCGUAAGGUCAAACGCAUGGCCGUGGACCCGCCGGUAGAGCCCGAGCCACCUUCCUCCAUCAUGCUGGGGCCCCCGGCCGUCCCCAAAGCUCGUGUCGGUGGCAGGCCACAUAGACUGGGCACCUGUGAGGGCAGGGGUGCCAUGGAGAUAUGCGGAGGGGACCUGAUGGGGUCAGAGGGAAUGAAGAACCGUGUGAAGAAGAGGAAGCUGACGACUCACAGACUGGGAAUGGAGGCAGCUGAUGAAGGGGUGGUGGUUGAGAGUGAAGACCCCAUCUCUUCCCCAGUGGAAAGCUCCAAGGACAAGAUGGAGCUGGAGGAGCAAAAGGGCUCAGAUGAGGAGAUGAGUGACAGGUGUGAGACGAGCAGUGUCAGCAACAGCAGUGACGGGGGACUUUAUACCAAUGAUGAGGGAAGACAAGGUGAUGAUGAACAAAGUGACUGGUUCUACGAGGGGGAGCCGGGGUCCGGUUCUGGUCCUGGCGGUGCUUGCGGGAUAGCAGGGGUGGUACCGUGGUGGGAGAGGGAGACGGCCUCAGAGGAGCUGGACCUCGCUGACCCUGUCUUCAACAGUAUUCUCACAGGAUCCUUUCCGCUCUUGAGCCCGAGUGCACAGAGAGGAUUUCAGGCCAGGUUGAGUCGUCUUCAUGGGAACCAGCAGGGGUCUGAGGUGGGGCUGCAGGGAAGCUCCAGUCAGGGCUUUAACGAGAGGCUUGGCAGGCAAGCACAGGACUCCCACGAGCCUUGGUUUAGCCCAGGAUCCAGGAGAGACCACGGACAGUUGCACUGGGACCCACGGACAGACAGAGGGCAUCGGAGGAGCUGCUCUGUGAAAACAGCCAGCAGACAGACCAGCGGACAUCUUGGAUCUCUUUGCACAGGGGAUGUCAAGCGGAGGCGGAAGGCUGCCCCCCUUAGUUCCACUGCACCCUCAGGUGUGGUCGGGGAGAACGCGCCCCCCAUCCCUGACACAAACAUGGGAAACCGCAUGUUACAGGGCAUGGGCUGGAGUCCGGGGAUGGGCCUCGGCCCGGAGGGAAGGGGCAUCACCGAGCCCGUCCGGGCCACUCAGAGACCCAAAGGGGCAGGUUUAGGUUUCAAUUGAACACCUGAUUUCUGGAUUUUGAACACCUACGACGGGGUGAAACAUGGUACCCCGGAAAGGAGGGAGAAAAAAAAGAGGCCUAGAUUAAUCCAGGCUUGUGAGCAAUGAGAGGAGGAAAAACAAAGCUCGAUAUACCAAGAGCAUCGCCAAUUAAACAAAAGCGUUCCCAUAUUGGGGAGGCUGCAGUAAGCCUGGGACAUCCACAAAGACUUCUGUCAAAGUGACCGACAGACACUGAGCUGGAUGAGGACGCAUGAACUCCAUGUUGGAGAAAGCAAGUGAAACUGAUGCUCCAUCACGUUACCUCAGAUGCCAAUGUUACAGGCCAGAGAAUGUGGUACCUAGCCUCUAGUAAAAUGAGCAGCACAGAGAUGACUUGCGGUUUGAUAACGGUCAAAGGUAUUGGUUAGAAAAUGAAUGAGAAAUGGUUCUGUCCCGACAUUGCACAACAGUUUUGGCAUCAAAGGUUUGCAUAGGCUUUACCUCAAGAAGAAAUUUUCUGGGUUCCCCCGGGUAGAUGUGAGUGGGGAUACCUGGAUGUAUUGUGUUUUAUACGUCAUUUAUUGGAAGCAGUCAUUUUGUUAGAAUGUCUUUAUUUCUGCACAAACACAAAAAACAAACAAAACUAGCUUCUGUUUAAUUUAGCAGCAUGCAUGGAUGUGCAGCUGAAGCUGCUGCAUGUUUCUGCUGAUGUUCAAAGAAAAACAAGAAUUUGUGAACAUUUUUAAGUCUUUUUGUUUUCCUGUCCUGUUUUACCAAGUGAGUUUUUUUAGAAGACAUCUCUGCAGGCCUGUAACAUUUAGCCAGAUGUAACCAUGUUAAGUGACCAUACAGUCAGUACUAUAGUGACGGGUUGCCAGCCUGCAGCUGUAUCCACGCAGGUCUGGGGGGAAAAAUGAGGAAAUUUGCCGCCACUUAAAGGGCUCCCACGGCUUUGAUUAAUGGGUGGUUUGGUUCAUUCCCUCCCUGGGACAUUGUUUUCCUAAUGGUGGACAAGUAGAGACUGUGACUAACAAACUAAAACAUGUGUGACACAUCAAACUAAAGAUGCAUCAAGUAGAUUUUUUUAUUUCUUUGUUUUUUUUUUUUUUUGCUUUUCUCCUUAAAUCGAUGUUAUGAGACUUGAAUGAGUACAGCUUUGUCAGUAAAUUGUCAGCCAUUGAUUAUUACUGCAAGGGUACACUUGAGUGAUGUACUGUAACAAUAUUGUUUCCCUCGCAAUUAGUUUGUGUUUGUUUUUUAACCCCUGAAAGCCAUGUGUAAUUUAAUGAAAUGUUAGCUGAAGUUUAACUGAAAUAACUUCUAUUAAAAGGAGUCAUUACGAUAUGGUUUUACCGCCCUUUCAGGUAAAUUCUUCUUUCCUGGUUCAUAUA
This is a messenger RNA of Menidia menidia (Atlantic silverside), 3123 nucleotides long. The record is from the annotation of a GenBank genome assembly. NCBI's taxonomy places the organism in Eukaryota, Metazoa, Chordata, Actinopteri, Atheriniformes, Atherinopsidae.